Paramisgurnus dabryanus is the source of this 5318-nucleotide messenger RNA. It is a transcript of the gene vwa5b1, whose product is annotated as von Willebrand factor A domain containing 5B1. The record is from RefSeq and is a predicted model, not a curated record. Lineage: Eukaryota; Metazoa; Chordata; Actinopteri; Cypriniformes; Cobitidae.
GGCAGGGAGCUUGAAUUCAGAGUUGCAGCCACCUGUGACAGCAGACGUUAUCUCUACGGCACUCAAACAGACAUCAUUACCCAAAAGAGUGGAGCGACAAGUCUUAUUGUGGCUUUAUGUGAUUCAUGCAAAUAUAUAGGGAGAUCUGUAGCAGAUGCCAACGUGAGGGCACAUCACAUCUCUCCUCUGUGCACGUGUGUUGCUACUGGGUUGAACCUUCAUUAUGCCGGGUCUGAUCAACAAGAGCAAGAGGAGCGCUCUGCCUCUCAGUGUCUCUGACAUCACUUCCUGUGUCAGAGGUUACACCCUGGCAAUGACAGCCUCCCUGACUUACGAAAACAUUGAGGAUCACCCAAUUGAGGGAGUCUUUAUAUACCCGCUUGAAGAGUGCUGCGUGGUGGUUGGGUUCGAAGCAAUGAUUGGCAGCCAGAUAAUAACCGUGCAGGUCAAAGACAAAACAAAAAUCGAUGACUGUUACUUUGAUUGCUGUCAAGUCGAUGAAUUUCCGCAGAGUGGAGGUGGUCAUAUAGUUUUGGAUGAGGAUCAGGAGAGGACGGUACUGGUUGUCAAUCUGGGGGUUGUUCCACCUUUGGAGACCAUAAAUAUACAGGUCAGCACCUCGUCUGAACUGUGUACACUUCCUAAUGGUGGGAUUCUGGUAACAUCACCGCCCGUAUGUUCCCCACGGGUCCAACGGUCUGUCAAAGAAGAUCCAACAUUUUCCCCCAACACUGCAAGAAGGAGGGAUAAACAUCAUUGUGCAGUUGGAAAUCAUGAACAGACGACCUCGGGUGUGUUCCUGUCUGCUUUGUUGCAAGAGGAGACCAUCAACUCCAUUGACUAUGUGUUUAACUUCCAGCUGGAGAUCAGAGGACCGUAUCUACUGGCAGGUGUGGAGAGUCCCUCCCAUGCCAUCCGGGCUGAUGCAGACCCAUCGGCUCGCUCAGCAACCAGCAUCAUGGUCACACUAGCGGACAAAUACACUUACGACUGCCCCGUGGAGAUACUGAUCUACCCUAGUGAGCCUCAUCUACCACACGUUCUCAUCGAGGAUGGAGACAUGACACCGGAGGAAUACGACGAACAUCUGAAAGGAAGGAGCGACUACAUCAAAGCCACGAAGAAGGACUGCAGUAAUGAGAAAAUAGUAGACAUAAUUCGGAAAAGACUCCAUAAGGACAUACUUCACAACCCUGUGGUCAUGCUAAACUUUUGCCCGGACCUUCGUUGUACGACCUCCGACCUGCGGAGCAUCCAGGGGGAGUUCAUCUUUCUCAUUGAUCGCAGUGGCAGCAUGAGCGGGGUCAACAUCAAGCGGGUAAAGGAUGCAAUGGUCGUGAUUUUGAAAAGUCUUUUCCCAGCAUGCUUAUUCAAUAUAGUGGGCUUUGGGUCCAAGUUCAAAACUCUGUUUGCCACCAGUCAAAGCUACGAUGAGGUGACUUUAGCUUUGGCUUGUGAGUAUGUGAAGAAGAUUCGGGCUGACAUGGGUGGCACAAACCUACUGGCUCCACUCAACUGGAUCCUUCGGCAGCCCAUGCAGAAGGGUCAUCCUCGCCUGCUGUUCCUGCUGACGGAUGGAGCCAUCGGUAACACGGGAAAGGUCAUCGAGUUGCUUCGUAGCCACGCCCGAUUCACCAGGUGUUACACAUUUGGGAUCGGGCAGAGCGCCUGCAGAAGGCUGGUGUUAGGACUGUCCACCGUUUCCAGAGGAACCGCUGAGUUCCUGGCAGAAGGGGAAAGACUGCAGCCCAAGAUGAUUAAGUCUUUGAAGAAGUCUAUGACAUCAGUAUUGACUGACAUCUCUAUCGAGUGGCUGUAUCCAGAGACAAAGGAGAUCUUGCUUUCUCCAGUGGGAGCGACCUGUCUGUUCCCUGGUGACCGAUUGAUCGGAUACAGCGUGGUCUGUGAUACUUCCAGACAUCACUCCAACCCUAAAUCAGACAAGCGAAGGCGAUACAGCAUGAUGCGCUCCAACGAGUCGGCCAGUUCUGUCUUCUACCAUUCUCAGGAGGAUGACGGCGGGAAGGCUUCAUCUGAUAGAGACAAUCAGGUCGCCUCACUGUUUGAUGCUUGCCAGGAUACUAUGUCUGAGAGCAGUCCUGUCGCCAUUGAGCAAGACGCCAUGGGAAGUGACACGGCCACCUCACCGAGAAGACGUGCAUACAGCACCAAUCAGAUUAUAGAUUACAACCCUACAAAGAAGGUCUAUACUCCAAGCGACCCCAACUCGGUAGUUGGGAAGAAUCCUCUUAGAAGAGCAAAGGUCCAGGAGCUCACUGGUCAGGCCGAUCAUGGGUCUCAGUGGAAAAUAGACUACCAGCCUCAGUUGGCCAGCCUGUGUGCGACGUCUUCAAGAGCCCGACCUACGCCUGGUCAUAAACCUCCACAGCAAGAGGGGCUCCCGGAAGAAGCAAAGGUAGAUCAGACCCCACCCGGCCCCUCAGCACAGGGUCCUCCUGUGGAGAAUGGCUCCAGAUCUUCGACAGACAGUCCAUCUUUAGGCAGCACUGGUGAUGCAGAUGGUUACACGCAUCAGCUUUGCGAAGUCGAAACGCCCCAAGAUCCUCACGCUCCAGAAUUUCGGGCUGCUCGAGGGAAGGGAGAUUGCAAAGCGGUUGUAUCGGGACUGCUGUGUGGAAAACCUGUGAGAUGGGAGGUGUCCUUUGACAUUCAGCCUUACCUUAAAGGCCGAGAACGAGAGGAGAAGGUUCAUGAAGAACUGUGGAACGAAACCUUUCAUCAUCUGGCAGCGCGUUCGAUUAUUCAAGACUUUGAACACAUGGCAGAUAAAGAAUGCGAGAUUGAGCAUGGUUCUGGGAGGAGGUACCAGCUUUAUGCCAUCCACACUAGCAAAGCCUGCAACAUCUUGAGCAAAUACACAGCGUUUGUACCCAUCGAACUGGACAGCAAUGAAUAUUUACCUACUGGUGUUGAGUACAGCCGUCCUGGGGAGGAUCAUAAACGCAGUUCACACUGCAGUUCCCGCUGUGGCAGCAGGAAGUACCUUGGUUACUCUGUGGGUCUGGGUCGAUCACAGUCCGGCGGUUUACCCGAGCAAAAUGAUGUAGCAUUACCCAGCAGUUUGGAAGAUGGAUCUCAUUCCUCUCGCAAAACAUCCUCAUCCUCCAGUGGGGACAGAUGUAGUGUCACUGAAGGCUCUCAGCGGACACCAUCAGUGACCUCUGAUUCCUCGCAGAGAUCCACUGAGAGUCUUUUCUCAGCCAGCAAGCUGAGUCUGACCCGAGCGCGUCUCCUGUCGAAAGCCGCCAGGGGCUUCAUGAGUCGAUCGCAAAUCAAAACCAGCAACUCUAUGGGAGACAGCGAGAAUGACAACAAUGACUACAUCCCUCUGGUGUCGUUGCAGCUGUCUUGUGGGGCGUUCAUGCUGGAUGAUGCCUUGUGUGAAGCCAUCAACGUGCCCAUGGACAAGCUGAAGUGGACCUCUCCAUUCACCAGUCACAGAAUCAGCCUUACCAACCCCUCUCACUCCGGCUCACGACGAUCCGAGAGCCUGGAGGUCCACCAUGGCUCCUCUCCUCCACCAAAAGACUUGGACCUGAAUUCCGAAUACGAGGAACCUCUAUCCUACACGUCUUCGUCCUCCUUCCAGUCUCGUAGCCCUCGAACCGAGGGUUGCGGGUCCCCGCUGAUAGGCGGUUUCUCUUCGAUGUCAACCGGGCCUUCGAUGUCGCCCAUCAACUCUUUGUACGACAGCGGACGAGGGUCUGAGUCUGAAACUCUGGUGGCGCCCCUGCCAGGUUCCCCGGGGAGCCUGCAAAAGAGCAUGGUUGACACAGAAGGGAUGGUGUGGGCCACUGCGGUAGCUCUGGCCUGGCUGGAGCACAGCUCGGCGAGUUACUUCAUCGAGUGGGAGCUGAUCGCCGCUAAGGCCAGCAUGUGGUUAAAUGAACAGAUCGUCCCAGAGGGCCGAGACCUGGCGUCUGUUAAAGCGUCAGCCAAUCAGUUGUUCAUUAUUCUCAGACACUGGGACGAGAACCUGCAACUCAACAUGCUGUGUUACAACCCGAACAGCAUGUGAGCUCAGGGUAGGGACUCGACUUUAAACUAUGCUAAAAGAGAGUUUUAUUUUUAUUUACUUACGUUUAUCUCGUUUAAGUUUUUAUGAAUAGAGAAUGUACCAGUAUUUCAUAUCAUCUACCCUACAGCGAGAAGUAUGCAAAUGCAGAAACAAACGCUUUGCCAGCACAUUGCAAGCAUGCUGUUGAAUAAUUUUUUAGUGCAAAAGUCUUAUACUGUGUGCACACCAAACGCGAAGCAUCGUGUUCCUUGCUCUACAUUACUUGCGGGAUUUACCUUCGUGUCAUGCUAAUUUUUUAUCAUGCAAAUAUUUUCAACUUGCGCAAAGACACAUUUUAGGUGAAUAUCACGUUUUUGUGACAAUCGUGCUGCCUUAUUUGCGACAUUUGCAUCGUCCGUUCGAGUUCACGUCUAUUCGCGUCUCUUCAUGUCUUUUCACGUCUAUUCGCGCUUUUGCAUUGACUUUGUAUGCGCAAAUCGUUGAAUUCGCGUUUGGUUGUAUGCCCCAUUAGGCCACCAUUAAAGUAUAUUUUGCAAUGCUAUAUUAUUGACCAUAUAUAAUUAUUAGUCUCUUUAUUAGAAUACAACUGGAAAAUUAAGGAAAUUUGUAUGUAGUUUUACAAAACUAUUACAAAAAAAUUCUAAGCUAAAAUGUUGAUUCUCCUUAAAAGAGUUUAAGAAGUGUUUAGUGCCAAGAAAGGUUAACACUAAGGGGCUGGACACACCAAAACUUUUAAACGCGGCUGAAAACGCCUUGAGGACGCCGAACGCCAGCUGUUUUUCGGCUGAGUGCCAGCUUUCUUCAGCUGAGCGCUUUGGUAGCUGUGAUACUUCAGCUGCGAGCCGGUUGGUUGCUGUGGUAAUGUCCCGCCCCUCCUCCACUGUGAUUGGGCGGCCGUGUGAGAACUGACAUUGACGAGCGGAGCUUUUCUCCCAAAGUUGAAUCUCUUUCAACUCUCGACGCUCAGCGCAGAGCGCGGAAAAACCGUUGAGCGCCGGUUUUCAGCGCGGAAAAAAACCGCUAGCUGCUGGCUUAUUUGAAAAACGCCGAGCUUCCAUUGGAAACAAUUGAAAACAUGCGCCGACCACGGGCGUAAAAGUUUUGGUGUACACAACCCCUAAAUAUUUACUUUUCCCCAAAAAGCCAUUAUAUUUUGAUUAUUUAAAAAAAUAUUUUUACGUAUUUCCUGUAUGCGUACAUAAUCUGUAUUUUCUGUUUGUAUCUUAAUAAAGAGAGCAAAAAAUAAAUAUGGAUGCUCAUUAAAACUUUGCCGAAUCUA